Messenger RNA from Symbiodinium natans, 4635 nucleotides. The record is from the annotation of a GenBank genome assembly. NCBI's taxonomy places the organism in Eukaryota, Dinophyceae, Suessiales, Symbiodiniaceae.
AUGGACAUGGGAAAGAAGCCCUCCCGCAAGACUCUCACAGACGCCCGGGACAUGGUGGUGCGCAUGACACACCGCGGCGCGAAGCAGGCGCAUGAGGACGACGGCGACGGCGUCGGAAUCAUGAUCUCCAUCCCAGAUGAGUACUACCGCACCUGCUGCACCUUCACGCUGCCUCCCGCCGGCAGCUACGGUGUCGGAAACCUCUUCAUGCCGCCACAGGAGGACAAGCGCGAGGACUCCGUCAAGCUGGUGGAGCGCAUGGCGCGCAAGCUGGGGCUCCAGGUCAUCGGUUGGCGAGCACCCCUGCCCGUGAACUCGCUGGUCCUCGGGCCUUACGCUAGGACCACCGAGCCCUUCAUCGCACAGGUCUACGUGACCCUGGCCGAGGAGGAGGCGCCAGACUCGGCCGGCGAGGAGAAGAAGCCCAGCAAGGCACGUGUUGGAGGUGCUCUGAGGAUGUCCCCCAAGGAGUUUCAAGGUCUGAACCUGGAGACGCGCCUUUUCCUACUCCGCCGCGCGGUGGCACUGCGCGACCGCGAGGUCUUCGUGUGCUCCCUCUCUUCCCGCACAAUUGUGUACAAGGGCCAGUUCAAGCCCAGCCAACUUUUCGAGUACUACCUGGACCUAAAGGCGGAGAAGUGCACAGCCUUCCUGGCCAUCGUGCACUCGCGUUUCUCGACGAACUCUUUCCCAUCCUGGAACCGGGCGCACCCAUUCCGACGCAUCGCCCACAACGGUGAGAUCAACACUCUUGCCGGCAAUCGAAACUCCAUUCGCACCCGCGAGGCACUGAUGAACGACACCUCAGCCUUUGGUGGUGCUCAGCUGGACGCCUUCUUCCCCGUCGAUGAGGACAUCGGCAGCGAUUCAGCUUUGCUGGACAACGUGGUAGAGCUCUUGUUGGCUGCAGGUACAAGGGACCUGGCAGAAGUCAUCAUGAUGGUGAUCCCGGAGGCCUGGCAGAAUGCCGAUCGCAUGGAACCCGAGAAGAAGGCGUUCUACAAGUACCUCUCCUGCGUCAUGGAGCCGUGGGACGGUCCUGCCCUGGUGUGCUUCACCGACGGCAUCCAGUUCGGCGCCACGCUGGAUCGAAACGGCCUCCGUCCCGGACGCUUCUACAUCACCAAGGACAAGCGGCUCAUUCUCGCCUCCGAGGUCGGCGUCGUGGACGUUCCCCAGGAGGAGGUGCAAUUCAAGGGCCGGCUGCGACCGGGCCGCAUGCUCCUCGUGGACUUCUCCGAGGGGAAGCUGAUCGAGGACAACGAGUUGAAGAUGCGAUAUGCCAAGAAACAGCCGUAUGCGAGCUUCCUGCAGACGCACAGCAUCGAGAUCAAGGAUCGGCUGGACGCCGAGGCCAAGACGGACGCCGCGCUCAUCGAGGAGCUGCUCGACGAGGAGCCCGGAAGCUUCGAUGCUUCGGACACGACGCUGGUGAACAAGCGCGUGCUGCCGCUGCUGACCUACACCGGCUACACCUACGAGAAGGUGGAGAUGCUCAUGGCGCCCAUGGUGAAAACUGGCGCAGAGCCCCUGGGCUCCAUGGGCCAGGACGUGGCGCUGGCCUGCAUGUCGCGGAUGCCUCGCCAGCCAUUUGACUACUUCUUCCAGCUCUUCGCGCAGGCGACAAACCCUCCGAUCGAUCCAAUUCGUGAGGCCAACGUGAUGUCGCUGACUUGCCCGGUGGGCCCCGAGAAGAGCCUGCUGGAGCCCUCGCCAGAGGCCUGCCGCCGCGUCUUCCUCGACUCCCCAAUCCUGGACACACGCCGCUACAACGCCCUCUUUGGCCUGGAGGCGGAUGGCAUGCCUACGGUGGUUCUGGACAUGACCUACGGCCUGAGCGAGACGAAGUCGCGGGCGCGGCAGGCGGACCGCGCGACGCGAGGCAACAACCUCCUCAAGGAGCGCCUGGACCAGAUCUGCAAAGAAGCCGAGGCUGCCAUCCUCGGCGAUGGCGCUGCCAUCCUGGUGCUGUCCCACCGCCGCGCGAGCCAGAGCCGCGUGCCUGUGAGCUCACUCUUGGCCGUGGGUGCGGUGCACCAGGACCUCAUCGCCAAGAAGUUGCGCGCUAAGGUUGCCUUGGUGGUGGAAGCAGCAGACGCCCACGAGAUCCACCACUUCUGCUGCCUGCUCGGCUUCGGCUGCGACGCCAUCUACCCCUACCUGUGCUACCUGAGCCUGCUCCGCGUCCGCGGAACAGACAUGCCGCUGAGCCAGCGCAUCGAGAACUUCCGCAAGGCCUCGGAUGGAGGCAUUCUCAAGGUCAUGAGCAAGAUGGGCAUCUCUUGUCUUCAGAGCUACAAGGGAGCCCAACUCUUCCAGGCGGUUGGUAUGGACAAGGAAGUCAUCGCCAAGUGCUUCACUGGCUGCAAGUUCGUCCUCAACGGGGCAGGCUUUAACAUCUUUGAGAUGGAUGCGAUGGAGUUGCAUAAGAUGGCCUUCCCCGACAGGCCACAGCCGCCCUUGGUCGACAAUGAGGUCGAGGAGCUGGAGGAUUUCGGCGAGUAUCACUUCCGCAGCAUCCACGAGACCGAGAUCCACAUGAACACCCCCGACGUCAUUUACAAGAUGCAGGAGGCAGCCCGCUCCAACUCCGGAGAGGCCUACAAGAUGUUCUCCACCUGGCAAAACAAGAUCACGGAGCAGACGGAGAUCCGCGGGCAGCUCGAGUUCCUGUCCGAGGAAUGUGAUCCCAUCGACAUCUCCGAGGUGGAGCCCGCUGUGGAGAUUGUCAAGCGUUUCUGCACCGGCGCAGCCUCCUUCGGGUCCAUCUCCGACGAGGCCCACCGUGCUAUGGCCAUUGCCAUGAACCGCAUCGGGGGCAAGAGCAACACCGGUGAGGGCGGCGAGGACCCGAUGCGCUUCACGCAUCUGGAGAAGGGCGAAUUUGAGGCUGGGUCUGUCAAGUGGGACAUCGUCAACGGAGACUCCUUCCGGUCGAAGAUCAAGCAGGUUGCCUCGGGCCGCUUCGGCGUCACCGCGGAGUAUUUGGCCAAUGCCGAGGAGCUGCAGAUCAAGUUGGCGCAGGGCGCCAAGCCGGGCGAAGGUGGUGAGCUGCCGGGCUACAAGGUCAUCGGCAAGAUUGCCGAGACACGGAAGGCCACGCCCGGUGUGGGGUUGAUCUCACCACCUCCGCACCACGACAUGUACUCCAUCGAGGAUGUGGCACAACUCAUCAAGGAUCUGAAGAAUGCCAACCCCUCGGCGCGCAUCUCCGUGAAGCUCGUGGCUCGCCUGGGCAUCGGCGUGAUCGCCUCCGGGGUCGUGAAGGGCAAGGCCGACCACCUGACCAUCUCCGGAAUGUCCGGUGGCACGGGCGCGGCAAAGUGGGGCUCCAUCAAGCACUGCGGACUGCCAUGGGAGAUCGGGUUGGCCGAGACGCAUCAGACUCUGGUCCUCAACGGCCUCCGCAACCGAGUGACCCUGCAGACGGAUGGACAGGUGCGCACGGGCCGGGACGUGGUGAUCGCGGCCAUGCUGGGCGCAGAGGAGAUUGCCAUGACGACAGCUCCGCUCAUCACGCUGGGAUGCAUCAUGAUGAGGAAGUGCCACUUGAACACCUGCCCUGUGGGCGUCGCGACGCAGGAUCCGGACCUGCGAAAGAAGUUCACAGGCCAGCCUGAGCAUCUCAUCAACUACCUCUUCAUGGUUGCUGAGGAGGCACGCGAGAUUAUGGCCUCGUUGGGCAUCAAGAAGUUCAACGACCUCAUCGGCCGUACCGACUUGCUGCGACCCAAGGGCUACCUGAAGGACAACCCCAAGACCGCGGACCUGGACUUCGCGGACCUCCUGAAGCCUGCCUGGACCAUGGAGAACUCCAUGAGCAACAUUGCGGACAUGCCGAUGUACUGCUGUGAGCCGCAAGACCACGAGCUGGCGCACGCCUUGGACCAGAGCCUCAUCUCCCGCUGCGCGCCUGCUCUGCAGGAUAAGGAGAAGGUCCACCUCAAGGGCAUCAACAUCAACAACGUAGAUCGCUCCGUUGGAGGAAUUCUCAGCUUCGAGGUCAGCAAGAAGUUCGGGGCCGGUGGGCUUCCGGAGGGCACGCUGCACGUCUCCUUCAUUGGCAGCUCCGGACAGUCCUUUGGCAACUUCCUGGCUCCUGGGAUCACCUUCGAGCUUGAGGGCGACGCCAACGACUACAUUGGCAAGGGCCUCAGUGGCGGCACCCUGAUCGUGUACAAGCCGAACCAGGCCCCCUACGCGUCCCACGACGCCAUCAUCGCCGGCAACGCCGCGCUCUACGGAGGCACGGCCGGCAAGGCCUUCUUCGCCGGCAUCGCCGCCGAGCGCUUCGCCGUGCGCAACUCGGGCGCCACGGCGGUCUGCGAAGGCGUGGGCGACCACGGAUGCGAGUACAUGACUCGUGGCACGGUGAUCGUCCUCGGUCAGAUGGGCUCAAACUUCGCGGCGGGCAUGAGCGGAGGCAUCGCCUUCAUCUUGGACAUGGAGGAGGCCUUGUGCAACAAGGCCAGUGUCCACCUCGAGGGCAUCGUCGAGGAGGAGGACAAGACGCUGCUGAAGGACCUCAUCACAGAGCAUCAGAAGUUCACGGGCAGCAAGGUCGCCUCGGACUUGCUGGCCAAGUGGGCCGACUCCUUGCCCCUUUGCCUCGGUGCUAAGACUUUGAGUGACUGA